Salvia miltiorrhiza (redroot sage) is the source of this 3376-nucleotide messenger RNA. RefSeq names its product pentatricopeptide repeat-containing protein At5g18475-like. The coding region runs from base 1448 to 2980 and encodes 510 amino acids. Lineage: Eukaryota; Viridiplantae; Streptophyta; Magnoliopsida; Lamiales; Lamiaceae. The record is from RefSeq and is a predicted model, not a curated record. The transcript is spliced from 2 exons. Gene Ontology annotation, molecular function: protein binding.
UACGCUUACGCACACAGACACAGACACUCCUAUUUUUCUUUUUCACAAAACCCUCGUCCCUCGCUCACGUACCGUCCACCGUCCGCCGGCCGCCGCCCUCCACCCGCACUGUAGCAGCCGUCGCCCUGCUUGUCCGCCGGCGCCUUCGCCCUCCUGUUUUUUUGUUUCAUAUUUGGUCUUGCCAAUCCUCUGUUGCAUUAUUUUCCGGUGAGUUGUAUUUUAUUUUAUUCUCGCAAAUGCUGGCUAUAUUUUGAUGCAUUGAUCAAUUUGAAGCUAAUUUUGUUGUCAAAAAAUAUUUGUAUAGAAGAAAUUUCAAUUUUGAUUGUGUUCGUCCCAAGUUUCUUUAAGUGAAUGUGGAAAACAUGGCUCUGUUUUUGCUUCACUUCUUAUAAAAUUCGAAUUAGUAAGAAUGAAUCAUAUGCUUAAGUCUCGAGCAUUGAACUCCAUACAAUUGAAUAGCUAUCAUGUAAUCUAUUUGGAGCCUUUUUUUUUUGCUGCCUCUAAUUUUAUAGUUAAUCUAUUGCUGCAAUGUGUUGCAGUAUAAGUUUUUGGGGGGAAAAUGAUUAUUGUUGUAAUAAGCUGAAGAAUGAGUUUGGUCUUGGAAGUUUAGAGAGGAUCAGAACCUAGCUGGUGAGAUUUGGCUUCUGCUCAUUCUCCAGUGAUUGGGAGAAUAUAAAAUCCCUUCAACAAUUAGAGCAAUGGGGCUGCCAAUCCCUGCACUGAUCCCUAUUGGCAUCGUCACCAAGAAAAACAUCAUCAUAAUCGUCUGACUUGAAUUUCGCCUACUUACGCAUACUAGUAAUUAGACCAUAUUAGACAAAACAUUUAAGAAAAAUGAAUUAGCGACGAACUCAAUUAAUAUAUUUUUCUUUUCCUUGUGGAGAACAAGAGAAGGAAACAAGGUGGUCCAGAAAAAUUCAAGGUAAGUGAAAAAGGCAAUGGGGGCUAUAUUUUUUGGAAUUAAUUAUUAAAAAUUUAAUUUUGAAGCCAUAAGUGUAAAAAUGCAUAUUUACUAGUAUUUUAAAUUUUCAACUAUAUAUUUUAAUGAAGAGCUAUAUUGAGAAAUUUGGAGGUUUUGUAUAAAAUUACCCUUUUUUCUUUUAUCUUUAUCUUCCUUUUGUUGCGUAUUUCAUUUUCGCCAUUUCUUUUCAUAGUUUAUAGUUUAUUUCUAAAGUUGUGAAGUUUCAUGAGUUUCUUCCUCAAUCCAUUUGAUCUUUCGCUUGAUUAACUCUGCACUUAUUAUUUCCCCUUCUUUCACCUCUCAUCAUUCACACAAAUCGGGAUAAUGUGACGGGCAACAACUCUCAAUUGAAAUUGAAUCCCUUCUUCCCAAAUUCGAAUUUGUAGGAAUGUAAGGUGGGAUUUUUCGGCAUUUAUAUGAAGACAAUUGUAGGUGAUAACUUCUCUAGAUGAUAUAAUCGGGGAUCCAGUUAUUUAUGUGGAUACAAUGAACGUUGUUUCCAGAAAGAGCCGCCACUUAUUAUCUGUCGAACCAUUAUCAUCAUCUUCAGCUCAGUUCGUCUCUCCUCUCCAAAACCUGAAGGUCUCCACAGACAGAGGAGAUACACCUGCUGAAACUACAGCUACGGAAACAGUAUUUACUAGGAAAAGCAAAUACAUUUGCCAUGAGUCCGCCAUCAACUUCAUAAAACGUGAGAAAAACCCAGAAAACGCGUUGGAAAUAUUUAAUAAAGUAUCAUCGCAGAGGGGUUUUCAGCACAAUAAUUCCACUUAUGGGAUAAUUCUUCAUAAGCUCGCUCAGUGCAAGAAAUAUCAGGCCCUUGAUGCGGUUCUUCAUCGGAUGACCUAUGAGACAUGUAAAUUCCAUGAAGGUAUAUUCCUUAAUCUCAUGAAACAUUUCUCUAAAGCAUCCAAGCAUGAGAGAGUGCUUGAAAUGUUUUACUCUAUACUGCCUAUUGUUCGUUCACAGCCCUCCCUGAAAGCUAUUAGUACAUGUCUUAAUCUUCUGGUUGAUGCAAACGAAACUGAUUUGGCAAGGAAGUUUCUCCUGAGUACUCGGAAAGACUUCCACUUGGAGCCGAACACGUGCAUCUUUAAUAUUUUGGUCAAACAUCACUGUAGGAAAGGAGAUAUUGAAUCUUCUUUUGGAGUGAUGAAAGAGAUGGAGAAGUCUGAAGUGUCUACACCGAAUUUGAUAACCUACUCAACUGUGAUUGAUGGUCUUUGUGCAAGUGGCAGAUUAGAAGAUGCAAUUCAGUUAUUCGAGGAAAUGGUGUCUAAGCAUCAGAUAGUGCCGGAUGCGUUGACUUAUAAUGCUUUAAUCAAUGGAUUUUGUCGUGGACAGAAAACAGAUGGAGCCAAGAAAAUAAUGGAAUUUAUGAAGAAAAAUGGAUGCCAUCCCAAUAUAUUCAAUUAUUCAUCCUUAAUGAAUGGACUGUGUAAGGAUGGUAAGCUUGAGGAAGCAAAGGAAGUGUUGAACGAGAUGAAAGCCGCUGGGCUGAGUCCCGAUACUGUUGUUUACACCACUUUGAUUAAUUGGAUGUGUAGGUCUUGCAAAACGGAUGAAGCUAUCGAGCUGCUUAAGGAGAUGAAAGAAAAAGAAUGCAAGGCAGAUGAGGUAACAUUUAACGUCAUUCUGGGUGGAUUGUGCAGGGAAAACAGAUAUUAUGAGGCUCUUAACAUGCUCCAGAGGCUUCCCAGUGAUGGUGUUUAUCUUAACAAGGCUAGUUAUAGAAUCGUGUUGAAUUCUCUGUGCAAAGAAGGCGAACUUGAGAAGGCGGUGGAGCUUCUGGCUCUGAUGCUGCACAGGGGUUUUGUACCCCAUGUUGGCACGUCAAAUGAGUUAUUAGUUAGUCUUUGUAAUGCAGGAAAGGUGAACGAUGCUGUUAGGCUAUUGUUUGGGUUGGUCGAGAGGGGGUUUAAGCCAGAUCCUCCUACAUGGACUGUUCUAAUUGAUUUAAUCUGUAGAGAGAGGAAGCUGUUGCCUGCAUUUGAACUUCUUGAUGAACUGCUCGCAUAAGGCUCGUAUUUGCCAUGAUGAACUUUACAUGUCUUUGCUCAUCAGAAGAAUACCAAGGGCUCGAUAAAUGCUAAGCUUAUGAGGAAAGGCUGCAAUUCCGAGUUCCCAAAUCUUCUCAGGUAUCUCUUGAAUCAGCAUAUGCUGUCUGUAUCUGCUAGCUUCAUAAAUUGAUGCUGCAUAUAUUGUGCUUGACAUCUUGAUCCAAGUUCAGCCUUUUUGCUAUAAAAAUUUGAUGAGUUGUUUCUUGGCUUUGAUGAGGAGUUGAGGACAUUGAUGUUAAUUCAGUGAGAUGUUGUGGUUACAUUACAUAAUAUGAAACUAAUCUGUAACAGUGCAAGUGUGAAUUUUGUGCUGGGAGAAAGAAGUGAAUGUGAAGAAUGAUGAUUUUCAGUCCAA